Molecule: messenger RNA, 1327 nt
Organism: Lepus europaeus (European hare)
Lineage: Eukaryota; Metazoa; Chordata; Mammalia; Lagomorpha; Leporidae
Gene: C13H2orf15
Product: chromosome 13 C2orf15 homolog
Exons: 3
Coding region: 233-595 (120 amino acids)
Source: RefSeq, a predicted model, not a curated record
UGCGCCUCCGCUCGCUCUGGGACACCUGCUGCUUCGCGGCGGUGUCUUUGUGCCGGUUUGCCCCGGGAGCCGGAAUCGUGCGGGACCUGAGUUCGGCGAGCCCGUUACUCCUCAGAGCUGCUGUUGGCGCAGCCGCUGCCGCAGCCGACGGGGUUCGUGUCCAGGGAGCCUACCAGUUGAAUUACAGAUACUCGGUUUUUACAGCCGUCCUCUGGUGCCCUAGAUGUAAUAUAUGCCUGUGCGUUUUGAAAGUAAGAUCUGUUUAAGGAGACAGUUCCUGGUACCUGCGAACCAUUGUGAUAUCUGUCCGGCUGUCCCAAUGGGAUUUUCACUUAGUAAAUCUGUCACUCAGGUAACUGCUAUGCACACUGAUUCAAAAAUGGAUGACCACUUAAUACAGGGGACUGAGAAAACGAAGUUGGAACCUGUGACUCAGUUAUUUCAGAACACCAAGAAAAUAAGGUUUGAAGACACAAGCCAAGCCAACUUUCCCAGGAUCGAAGGGACUGGCACAGGAUAUCUUUCAGAGAAAGCCUUGAGUUCAGUGGUAUAUGUUAAAGAAAGUGAUGGAAUAGAAAUGACAGAUGUGGAAUGAAGUAAUUUCUGCAUACUAACACAGAAACCAAAAAGUGCUUUUGAAAGAGGAGGUGUUGAAUGAGAACUGAACUUUAUUCAGAAAAGUUGACAAAAUGAAGGAAGAAUAUUUAUUUUUCACUAUUUAUGAGCCAUCUUAGACUGCAUUUUUUGAUGAUAUGUAUUCAAAAGGUAGUUGCUUUAAGGAGAAAAAACCUUCCAAAAUUUAAAACAGGUUUCUCUGGUAGUAUAUUCUAUCCUUGUUAAAAAAACCAGAGUUUUUCAGUAAGAAUAUUUGAAUGGCAUCAACAUUCACUGUAUUUCUUUAGCAAGUGUUAUUUUUUUAAAGUGUGCAAGCAAUUUGACUUCAGUAUUUCACAUGCUGUUUGAUAGACCAGUUCUAUAUGUGACAUUUCCAUGGGAUUUUGCAUUGAGGAACUUUACCUUCCUACAUUUUCCAUUUCUAUUCUCUAUUAGAUCACUGCAGAUGAACUCUGCAAAAGACAGGCUAAUUGUGUAUCUUCAGAAAGAAGCGUAUCACAUUUAACACUUUCCUUUUAAAGCUAUUAUUUUCCUCACAUUGAAAUAAUUUCAGUUAGAAAAUACUCUUUCCAAUUGUAAUGGUUUAUCUUGCAGAUGUUACCAUUGUAUACCACCAAUAUUUAAUUUAAAAAACAUAGUGUUUAAAAAAAAACCUGCUGUAUAUAUUGGUUAUUAAAAUGUCUUGUGUGGAACAGCAAUAUUGUUAGAUGAA